UCAUACAGGAGUGUCUGCCAGCAUGAUGAAGAAAAGAACUUCCCACAAAAAGCAUAGAAACAAUGUGGGACCAAGCAAACCUAUUUCUCAGCCACGAAGAAAUAUUGUAGGCUGCAGAAUACAGCAUGGAUGGAAAGAAGGUAGUGGACCUAUAACACAGUGGAAGGGCACAGUUCUUGAUCAAGUUCCUGUAAAUCCCUCUCUCUAUCUUAUAAAGUAUGAUGGAUUUGACUGUGUGUAUGGACUAGAACUGCACAAAGAUGAAAGAGUUUCAGCACUAGAAGUUCUUCCAGACAGAGUUGCUUCAUCUCGAAUUAGUGAUGCCCACCUGGCAGACACAAUGAUUGGUAAAGCUGUGGAACAUAUGUUUGAGACAGAGGAUGGCUCAAAAGAUGAGUGGAGGGGGAUGGUUUUGGCUCGAGCUCCUAUUAUGAACACAUGGUUUUAUAUCACCUAUGAGAAAGAUCCCGUCUUGUACAUGUACCAACUCUUAGAUGAUUAUAAAGAAGGUGACCUUCGCAUUAUGCCUGAUUCGAAUGAUUCACCUCCUGCAGAACGGGAACCAGGUGAAGUUGUGGACAGCCUGGUAGGCAAACAAGUGGAAUAUGCCAAAGAAGAUGGCUCAAAAAGGACUGGCAUGGUCAUUCAUCAAGUUGAAGCCAAACCAUCUGUCUAUUUCAUCAAGUUUGAUGAUGAUUUCCAUAUUUAUGUCUACGAUUUGGUGAAGACAUCCUAGACGUCAUCAUGAACUUUUGCCAAAUUUGUGGAACUAUUAAAUGUAAAAUUUGUAGACACAAAGACUUGACUGCUUUCCAGUUUAAUGAAAGCUUAAAUGUCCCUGCGAACCCACAAUCUCUGCCAGCAAAACUGUUUUGUUCUGAAUAAUAUAAACAAACGUGACAUUUUGUGUAAGAGAGCUCCUUUUCUUGAAGGAAGUCAAUAUAUUUGGGCAGGAGGGAGUUAAAAGCAAAGAACAGCUGCAAAUUCAAGCUGUGUAAAGUUGAUCUAGUAUUGUAACCAUUAAUCUAAAUUUUUUCAUAGAUUUUAACUUUUUUCUUCAACCUUGCACUCACUUGUUCAACUGCCACAUGCAAGUAUAGUUUGAUAUUUUGAUAUGCCUUCUUUUGUAACAUUAAAUUUAAUUUCUUGGCUACUGGCAGUCCUUGUUUUCAGGGUUGGGACAGAGGUGACUUUUCUGAAAGGUUUCAACAGUUUAUUCAGCGUUGAGGAGUGCCUAACCCAAGUAACAUCAAUCUGCUGUGUUUCUACACUUUGUUUCAAAUUUAGCUUUUCAAGAACUUGCAGUACGUAGAAAUACUUGCGCAUUUUUACUAGUCAUAGGGCAGUAGGUGUUUGACUUAAUGCACCUUUCAGUGAAAAGGCUUUAAACUAUAAAAAUGCAUUUAAUCUGUAUAAUCAGUUAAUCAGAAAAUGAAGGUUAAUGGCCCAUAUUGACAAGUUGUAGGAACCAGUAAAAUACAUGCCACAAGGCUGCCUUCAGUCCUAAAUGUUGUACUACUUUCUUUCUUUGUUACACACACUUCUUAGCAAAACCCAAGUGCUUGGUGCCACAACUUUAACAGUAUAUAUGCUACUUCCGAACACUUUAGACUACGCAUUGGCAAUCAGUAGUCUCUCAUUUAAUAUCAAAACCUAGCAACCUGAAUGUUUAUGUGUGGACUUAGAAGCCUAACAGUAGCUAAAAAAAUAAAUACAAUCUCAUGCCAGGGGAGUUGGGAGGGGGUGUCAUUUCACGUUGAAGACUUACUUUAGAGAAGGAGAAGCAUUCGUUGCCUUCUGCUCAGUCUGUUGUAUUCCUUUGUUUUGUUCUAAACCGUUUUGGUUCAAGAAGGCAUCUUCCCAGUUCAUUCUUUUUCUGACUUUUCCACAUAAGGAGUGUCUGGACAAAUCUACAGCUUAAACCUGUUGUUGCCUUUUGUGGUGUACAUUGUACUUGCUUUGAGGUAUGCUGUUAACGUGAAUUUCAUUCUAUGAACACUAGAGUUCUGCAUGCCAGUGGUGUACUAUCUAAUGGAAGCUAUAGGCAGUCUCAGUGGUUCAGUCAUCUGCAUUAGAUUGUGGAUGUAAAUAGCAGCCCACAACAGCAAAAUCCUGUCACGGUUUUGAUCUUGCAAGUUAGUUGUAAAUGAAAAGUGAAGGUUUUUAAGUGUGGCAGUCUUUAAAAGUAUCAGAAUUGCAACAAGAAUCGGCACAGCAACAAAAUCGUCAUGUUACAUUAAGGCAGAGCUCUGCAAGUUUCAAAGAACUGCUUCACAGAAAUACAGUAUGUGAAGAUAGUCAACACUAUUGAUGGAAGGAACAAAUACUCUGAUAUCCAACCAUAUGCAGUUAGUGGAAGGUUGCAGGAGAGGUGCUGUUAAUCAGAGAUCAGAGGUCCCAGUGACCUCUGUUGUGGGUAUUCUUGUUACUGAAGAUUCAGUGGUUUAAGCCCCUUUCUGUCAAUUUUUUUGCCUGAUUUCAUAUUUUAGCCUUAAGGCUUGUGCCUCAUUAUGCUGUUGAAUGGUAAUAAAUACUCUCCAUAUAAA
Molecule: messenger RNA, 2546 nt
Organism: Nestor notabilis (Kea)
Lineage: Eukaryota; Metazoa; Chordata; Aves; Psittaciformes; Psittacidae
Gene: SPIN1
Product: spindlin 1
Exons: 4
Coding region: 23-736 (237 amino acids)
Biological process (GO): gamete generation
Source: RefSeq, a predicted model, not a curated record